AUGUCUGCCAGACCUUCAAGCCACCACUUUGGAUCAAACAGCUCAACAUCAUCUUCUCGCUCAUCAUCAUCAUCCUCUUCCGACUCGGGUUACAGACACAGCAUGGACGCCAUUGCUCUCCCCAUCGCCUCAGUUGAGGUUGUUCGCUGCAUGCGAUGCGCUCGCUCCGUCGAGGCUACUUCUACCGACGACGUCAGCACAAUGGGCAUGGUCCGCAUCGCCCACAACCUUUACUACUGUGAACGCUGCGCAAAGAUGGUCGGCUACAAAUAA
Molecule: messenger RNA, 273 nt
Organism: Fusarium venenatum
Lineage: Eukaryota; Fungi; Ascomycota; Sordariomycetes; Hypocreales; Nectriaceae
Source: RefSeq, a predicted model, not a curated record